CAUAAAUUAUUUUUAGUUUGGUUUUUGUUGUGAUUGUGAUGUGAUGUGAUUGUGAAAUUAAUUUUUCCCUCGAGACGAGAAUGAUAGUUUUCGUAUUCUUUUCCUAUUAAAAAGAAUAUGUAGAUGUUACAGUUAUUUCAUGUCGAAAUCCAAUCUACCUAUAAAUAACAUUCAAAACCGAUACCACCAUGAAUUUUUCAAAAAUCAUUAGCACUAGCCUUUUUCAAAUUAUUUCACUAUUAUUUUUUAUUGUGUAUCUACUCGGCUUUCUAAAUACACAUUUCAGUGAUAGACAAAAUUAUUGUGUCAUGACUUAUAUGUUUGAAUAUCCACAAUUUGUGCGUAUUACGGUUCCUGAAGACAGCAUAUAUCCACAGUAUGCAUUAUACGCUUAUGGUGAAGGAAGGGUUACAGAAAAAGCCCGUAAAAUGUGGUUUGAUGGGAUUCCAGUGCUAUUUCUCCCCGGGAACUCUGGCAGUCACAUGCAGGGUCGUUCCCUGGCUUCAGUGGCUCUCAGAAAGGCAAUGUCUAGCCCACAUGAGUUCCACUUCGACUAUUUCAUGGUUAGCUUCAAUGAAGACUUGUCUGGCCUUUAUGGAGGUGUGCUUCCAAGUCAAACAGACUAUGCUGCUGCUUGCAUCAGAAAGAUCUUGAGUCUCUAUAAAACAAAUGCCUAUACAAAGACAGUGCCUACCUCUGUGAUACUUAUUGGCCAUUCUAUGGGAGGCUUAGUAGCCAAGCGGCUCUUAGCCUAUCCUGAUACCAUAGACGUGGCCAACAUAGCUAUUACCCUGGCAGCACCACUGGAGGCUCCAGUCAUCAACACAGACCUGGCCAUGGAUGAUUAUUACAAAAGCAUAGACCUUGAAUGGGGCUUGCAUGUUAAUGGGAAUCCAGAAGUCAAGAAUAAGAAGGUUCUGCUGACAUUCGGCAAUGGACCCCGAGAUCUGCUGGUGCCAUCUGGCCUGAUCGCCUCAAAUGAUAGUGAUCUGAAUGCUGUGGCAACCGCCAUACCAGGUGUGUGGGUGUCUCCAGACCACGUCAGCAUAGUGUGGUGCAAGCAGCUUGUGAUCACCAUCACUCGGUUCCUGUUCUCUAUAGUGGACCUGGCGACCAACCAGCUGACGCAGGACAAGCCGUUGGUCAUGAGCAAGGCGAGGAUGUACUUUCAAGCAAACCGCUCCACAACACUCAGUCCUGACAUCAAGAGGGCGGUGGUGAGCAUGCAGGCCGACGCGUUCUGGUACGAGGACAACCGGCGAGUCUACCAGAUAGCCAGACCCGAAAUAACCAAAACGACGUAUCUGAUGAUAAGGCUGGUGAAUUACCCUCAGAAUCGCUUCGUGGCGAUAGAAGGAGUCAAUGCGGACGACAAGGACUGGCUGUUCGGGUGUAACGCUCAGCAUGUGUAUGGCACACAUCGAUAUUGUAAACAAGCGACGUCGCUAUCCGAUCUGACCCGCUGGGCCGGCGCCGCCACAGACUUCGGGCGACGGAAGCUGGCGACUGUCAUCCUGCAUGAUGUCAAGGCGAAGAAUCCUGGCUGGUCGCACGUGGUGGUGAGAGUGUCGCCUACUAGGAGACCUAUUGUCCUAAACGUCGACAUAAACGACCUCGCGUCUAGACGGAUCACCGUAGACCUACCGUCAGACUUCUCCGUCUCAAAACAAGUGAUCAGACAGGAAACGGAAGCGGGCAGUCUGUACUACGAACUGAUACUGCCAGGCUUCAACCGGGUGUACCAGGCGUUCUACUUGUAUGUGGAGCCGACGCCGCGGUGCAAAGCUAGUCAGUACCAUGCGUCCGCUGAAGUGCAUGUGCCGUGGGCUGAGAAUCAUGAGUAUACGCAUUAUUUUACGCAGCUGAAACGAUCUCCUAUGAAACUCCGACUGUUCAAAAGCAACCCCAAUUCUACAGUAGGAUCAGAUGACAAAGACCAUGUGAAAAUCACCCUACUACUGGAUCCACAGUGCACUUAUACGAUAAGCAUCGCAAACUCAUGGUACCACCGGCUAGCCCAGCUAACCCGACACUACACUCCAGUGCUAGUGCCCUACGUAGCAGCUAUAGUGCUUCUAGCAGCUAGGUCCAACCUACAACACCUGUGGAAAGAGGGCUCGUGUCUGUCGAUGCAUAGUGCGUUGAUGAGCGACGGAGUCAAACCGUAUUACUCGCUGGUUUACAGCCGGUUCGCUGUUUUGGGUUUGAUGACAAUCCCAACCCUAACCUUCGUAUUCGAGAGCUCGAGCUGGAAGCACCUGGAGCUGCGCUACUUCUGCAAGUCCCUCCUAGUUCUGCCGGCGUACCUGGCCGCCCUGGGGCUGGUCAAUGUGGUGGCGCUGGCGUUUCUAGCUGUCAUGGUGUCCUCGUCUCAGCUGGCGCAUCGGUUGCUGUUUAGGAUAGUCUGGCGCGGUGGCCCCAACCUGGCCGAGAAGGUGGCGUCAGGGCUCCAGAAGCUGCCCCUGCUAGUGAGCCUCAUACUGGUGAUGUCUGCGCCGCUGUCGUGUGGCGCCGCGUCGCUGGCCGCCGGCGCCGCGUUCUAUGCGUUUAUGAUCUCAAAAAUGUACGAAGAGUACCUAGAAGAUUACGUAUACAAAAUUAUGGCGAGAAUAGCCGCUCGAAUUUGUCGAGUGUUCUCGAAAAAACGACCUAACACAGAAACUGAUACUCAGAGUAACGCAGCCUUAGUGCCCAAAGAAGAUACUACUAGUCAAAUUAGUGCGAAAAAAACGAGUGAAGAAAAUAAUCCAAAAGAAACUAAAGAGAUUGUAGAUGUUAGCAAUAAUAAAGAUACAGAGAACGAAAAUAAAGAUACAGACAUAGAUAAUGCAAUUAAAGAUAAAGAAUUCAAGUCGGAAGAAACUCAAGCAUUAGUAGCAGUUUCUGACAGCGAGACUAGACAAGAGGUAGAAUCUAAAGAAGAAUCAAAGAAGUCUAGAAGAAGAAGGAAGUCAGAUCAUGAGAUGGACGAGGAAUUGAGCAAUUUGCAUUUUCAUACCAUGAUGUUCUUCUUGUGGAUGGUUGUGACUUUAAUAAAUGUGCCAUGUUUGUUAACUUGGGCUAGGAAUUUUAAGUAUUCAAUGGUGCUAAAGCCUGAUACCUCAUACCACACUGGCCUAAUAAUGUCAGUUUGCUCCAGUGCGGUGUGGCAAAUAGAAGGACCAAGACGAAACAAGAGAUGCAGUGAGUUUCUAUCAGCCCUUCUCUUCGCAAUGGCUGUGUUUAUACUAUCGCUGGGGCCUCUGUCUCUAACUAUUGUCAACUACAGUGUGACCUUUAUGUUUGCUAUGAUCACUGUGCAACAGUAUGUCAAUAUCUUCGAUGAAGAUGUUGUAGCUGAAGAAACCCCAGUGGAAAAACCACAAGAUUGUGAUAAUUCAUCAUCAAAAGAAGAUAGAAAUGAUGAGCCUGGACCUUCUCAUAGCGGUGACAAGACCAGUGAUGCUGAUGACAAAACUCAGAGUAGUGAAGCAACUCAAAGCACCCCAGACUGUAAUGUUUGCAAUGAGAAUAGAAUAUAUAAUGUUUUUAAAAAUUUAAGGGAGAAAUUCAACUUUAAUGAAGAUUUAUGAACCUCAUAAUUUUAUUUACUUAGUUGUUAUGUUAUUUGUGAAAUGAGUUUAGAUAUUUAUUUUGGCAUUAUGAUAUUAUUAUAACUAAUAUACAGUUUUAACUACUCAUAAGUAGACUCAUGUAAAUAUUAUUUAUUAAAUUUGUGUAGGUAAGUACAUUGCUUAUUGCUAUUGUGGCCUAUUUAAGGUAGGUGUAAUUUAUGUUCUGUUUAUUCUUUGAUGAGAUUGAUUGCGCUGGAUUUAUGGCUAAUAAACGGAUAGGCAUUGUCAAAUUA
This is a messenger RNA of Plutella xylostella (diamondback moth), 3847 nucleotides long. The record is from RefSeq and is a predicted model, not a curated record. Lineage: Eukaryota; Metazoa; Arthropoda; Insecta; Lepidoptera; Plutellidae.